UUUUCCUCAGAGGCGCGGUGGCUGCCUCCCUUCACACUCCUUGCGCUCGCUGGGAGCGCCGAACCGGAGCGGGGAAGCGCGAAGUUGACCGCUAUGGGGCGAGCGCCUUGGCUUCCCCUUUUGCUCCUCGCAGUCGCCCUGAGCCGGUGCACUUCUUUACUGGGGCAGCCCCGAAGGUCCCAGCAGCGCCCGCAGCAGCAACAAGCAGCGCCGCAGCAACGAGGUUUGUUUCCUGCAGUGCUCAACUUGGCUUCUAAUGCUCUCAUCACCACAAAUGCUACCUGUGGUAAAAGAGGUCCAGAAAUGUAUUGUAAGCUGGUGGAACAUGUCCCUGGCCAACCAGCAAGAAACCCUCAAUGCCGCAUCUGUGACCAGCGUAGUAGGAAUCCAAACUUGAGACAUCCCAUAUCAAAUGCAAUUGAUGGCAAGAAUACAUGGUGGCAAAGCCCUAGCAUUCAAAAUGGAAUGGAAUAUCACUAUGUGACCAUCACACUUGAUUUACGGCAGGUAUUCCAGAUUGCUUAUGUCAUUGUAAAAGCAGCUAAUGCACCACGGCCUGGAAACUGGAUUUUGGAGCGUUCAUUAGAUGGUAACAAUUAUGAACCUUGGCAGUACCAUGCUAUCACAGACACGGAAUGUCUGACUCGUUACAACAUCACCCCUCGCACUGGGCCUCCUUCUUAUGCAAAAGAUGAUGAAGUUAUAUGUACUUCGUAUUAUUCCAAAAUCCAUCCUCUAGAAAAUGGAGAGAUUCAUACCUCCUUAAUCAAUGGGCGGCCAAGUGCAGAUGAUCCUUCCCCAACACUAUUGGACUUUACAUCAGCUCGUUAUAUUCGCUUAAGAUUUCAGAGGAUACGGACCCUAAAUGCGGAUUUGAUGAUGCUUGCACACCGAGAUCCCAAUGAAAUCGAUCCAAUAGUCACAAGAAGGUAUUAUUAUUCUGUGAAAGACAUCUCAGCAGGAGGAAUGUGCAUCUGUUUUGGCCAUGCAAAAGCAUGCCCAUUGAAUCCAGCCACAAAUAGAUCUUCUUGUGCAUGUGAACAUAACACUUGUGGAGAAAGCUGUGAUCGGUGUUGUCCUGGAUUUAAUCAGAAACCAUGGCAAGCUGGGACUUUCCUUGUAAAACAUGAAUGUGAAGCUUGCAACUGCCAUGGGAAGGCAGAAGAAUGUUACUAUGAUCAAAUGGUGGCAGACAGAAAGCAGAGUUUGAAUCUCCAUGGAGAAUAUCUUGGAGGCGGAGUAUGCAUUAACUGUACCCAGAACACUGCGGGCUUCAAUUGUGAAACAUGCAUUGACGGAUACUUCAGGCAAAAAGGGGUUCAUCCAAAAGAUCACCAACCAUGCCAGCCGUGUCACUGUUAUUCUGUGGGCUCUUUAGAUGGCACUUGUGUCAAGGAUGAAAAGCAAGCUACAGGAGGUAUGCAUCCUGGAUCCUGUCAUUGUAAACCAGGUUUUGGAGGAGACAGGUGUGAUCGGUGUGCAUUGGGCUACAAAAACUUUCCUUACUGUGUGCCCUGCAAUUGUUCUCUGAAAGGCAGCUUGAAUGAUGAUCCUUGUGAAGGACCUUGCAGAUGCAAGGUCUAUGUUGAAGGAAAGAACUGUGAUCGCUGUAAAGCUGGCUUCUUUAACUUGCAGCAAGACAACCCCCAGGGCUGUGAAGCAUGUUUCUGUUCAGGAAUAACAAAUGACUGUACAAAUUCUCACUGGACUUACAGCACGAUUAUGGACAUGAAUGGCUGGCAUUUGACUGAUGAAUGGGGUCUUGCUAGAAUUACUCCUCAGCAGGACAGUUUCGAUGGACCUCAGCAACUGAGCAUCAGUAACACAGUUGCAAGAUCUAUUCUGCAUCCUAUUUAUUACUGGAGUGCGCCCAGUCCUUAUUUGGGCAACAAAAUAACAGCGGCUGGAGGACAUCUGAAAUUUACUGUUUCAUAUGACCUCGCUGGGGAAGAAGAUAUUGCUGAGGCCAUCCUUCAGCCCGAUGUCAUCAUAGAGGGAAGUGGGUUGAGAAUAAGCACAUCGCAGGAAGGGAUUCACUUGAACCCAUUUGAAGAGCACACAGAAGAAGUCUUACUGAAGCACAACUUAUUCAUGCUGCACGGCGUUCCAGUCAGCAAAAGGGAAUUUAUGACUGUUUUGGCGAAUAUAAAAAAACUCCUUAUAAGAGCCACAUACAGCAAUGGGAUGAAUGCCAUCUACAGGUUGAGUGGUGUCAGCCUGGAAUCUGCUAAUGACUUAUUGACUGGACAAAAAGAUGCAUCUGCUGUUGAAAUUUGCCAGUGUCCUACAGGAUAUUUGGGUUCCUCCUGUGAAUCAUGCUGGCCAGGACACAGACGAGUUAACGGCACUAUCGUUGGUGGAAUCUGUAGACCGUGCACUUGUUUUGGUCAUGCAGAGUCCUGUGAUGAUAUCACAGGAGAAUGUCUGAACUGCAAGCACAACACAGGUGGUCGAUAUUGUGAUAGAUGUCUUCCUGGUUUCUAUGGAGAUGCUACUAAAGGGAAAGCUGAUGAUUGCCAGCUGUGUGCCUGCCCACUGAGUAUAUCUUCAAACAAUUUUAGCCCCACGUGCCAUUUGGACCAAACUCACGGAUUUAUUUGUGAUGGAUGUCCCCCUGGGUAUGCUGGCUUACGCUGUGAAAGGUGUGCAGAAGGCUAUUUUGGACAACCUUCAAAACCAGGGGGAUUGUGCCAGCCUUGCCAAUGUAAUGACAACCUUGACUUCUCCAUUCCUGGCAGCUGUGACAGCUUGUCUGGAGCUUGUCUUAAAUGUAAGCCAGGUACAACAGGCCAGUACUGUGAGAAGUGUGCUGAUGGGUAUUUCGGAGAUGCUCUUGAUGUAAAGAAAUGUCAACCCUGCAGCUGCAAUAUCAAUGGCUCAUUUUCAGAAGUCUGUGACUCUAAGACUGGACAAUGUCAUUGCAAGCCCAAUGUUCUGGGACGUCAGUGUAACCAGUGUAAGUCCACUUACUUUUGGGCUCCAGAAAAGCAGUUCUGCAUUCCAUGUGGUUGCAAUCCAGUAGGGUCCAUGUCCUUGAACUGUGAUGUGUCAGGGAGAUGUAUUUGUAAAUCUGGAUUUGCUGGUAAACGGUGUGAAUUGAGCAGGCAGGUGUAUAUCCGGAAAAGGAAGCCAUCGAACUCUCAACAAACAAAAGCACCCCGUCAAAGAUGGGGCUCUCCCACUGCAAGUGGGUGUCCAAGGGGUGCUUUCAAGUCUUCUGCUGUGUCUGGUACCUUUGGUGUGCAGUCAUCAAGAGGAUGUCUCCCGUGCAAUUGUAAUUCAUUUGGAUCAAAAUCAUUUGACUGUGAUGAGACCGGACAAUGCCACUGUCAACCAGGUGUUGGAGGAAAGAAAUGUGAUCAUUGUGCUCAUGGAUUUUACGGUUUUGAGGAAGGAGGAUGCACCCCUUGUCAGUGUUCCCAUCUUGGCAAUAAUUGUGACCCGCAUACUGGCCGUUGCAUCUGCCCUCCCAAUACUACAGGAAACAGAUGUGAAAAAUGUAUACCAAAUCACUGGGGUCAUGAUAUUAUCAGUGGGUGCAAGGCCUGUGACUGCAGUGUAGCUGGAUCCCUCAGCUUCCAGUGCAACCCUGAUACUGGCUGCUGUUUCUGUCGUCCAGAAUUCUCUGGCGAUAAAUGCACUGAAUGCAGGCUAGGCUAUCGGAAUUACCCACAAUGCAUUGCCUGUGACUGCCUGGUAGCGGGGACCGAGCCCCAGACUUGUGAUUCAGAAAUGGAAAAGUGUUCUUGUGCUGAUCAUACAGGACAGUGCACCUGUAAAAUGAAUGUGGAAGGCGUCAACUGUGACAGGUGCAAACCUGGCCGAUUUGGACUCUCUGCCAAAAACCCACUUGGCUGCAACAGCUGCUACUGCUUUGGCCUGACAUCAGAAUGCCGUGAGGCAAAGGGACUGGUCCGUGUGUGGUUGACUCUGAAGCCAGAUCAGGUUGUCCUUCCUUUGGUUGAUGAAAAUGUCCAGCACCAAACUACCAAAGGGAUUAUAUACCAAUAUCCAGAGACAAUUGCAAAUAUUGACUUGGUAAUGCAAGAUCUACACUCAGAACCGUUUUAUUGGAGACUUCCAGAACAAUUUGAAGGAAAGAAGCUGAUGGCUUACGGAGGAAAGCUGAAAUAUGCUAUCUUUUUUGAAGCAAGGGAAGACACAGGUUUUGCAACUUACAAUCCCCAGGUCAUAAUCAGAGGUGGGCUUCCCACACAUACACGAAUUAUUGUCAGGCAUGUGGUGGCUCCUCUGAAUGGCCAGUUGACAAGGCAUGAGAUAGAAAUGACAGAGCAUGAGUGGAAAUACCAUGGUGAUGAUCCAAGGAUCACGCAGACUGUGACCCGUGAGGAUUUCAUGGAUGUCCUAUACAACAUUCAUUACAUACUUAUCAAAGCAACUCAUGGCAGAUUCAUGAGACAAAGCAGAAUUUCUGAGAUUAGCCUGGAAGUUGCAGACACAGGAAAUGUAUCAAGAAGAACUCCAAGCGCCCAACUGAUUGAGCAGUGUAACUGUCCUAUGGGCCAUUUUGGUUUGUCAUGUGAGGCCUGUUCCCCAGGUUUUUAUAGACUUGCUUCUCCAUAUACUGGCAGAAAGCCAGGUCCUGCCCUAGGAGCCUGUGUCCCUUGUUCAUGCCACAGGCAUAGUGAAAUGUGUGAUCCUGAAACCUCAAUUUGUCAGAAUUGUCGUCACAACACAUAUGGUGACCACUGUGAAAGAUGUGCUCCUGGAUUCUAUGGGAUCGUUAGAGGAAAUCCCACUGACUGUCAGCCUUGUGCCUGCCCUUUGACCAUAUCAAGCAACAAUUUCAGUCCCUCGUGUAUUGUUGAAGGAGUUAACGAUUACCGAUGUACAGCUUGCCCACCUGGAUAUGAAGGACAAUACUGUGAAAGAUGUUCUCCUGGAUACACUGGGAACCCAAAAGUUCCUGGUGGAUCUUGUCAAGAAUGUGAGUGUCAUCCACAUGGUUCGCUGCCUGUUCCUUGUGACCCUCUCACUGGACAAUGUGUGUGCAAGCCUGGAUCUACUGGCUGGAAGUGUGCAGGAUGUGAACCCUGGCAUGCUCGUGAAGGCAUAGCAUGUGUUUCUUGCGAUGAUGAGUGCACUGGUGUCCUUCUUCAUGACUUGGAUCAGUUAAAUCAGAUGAUUCUACGUGUUAAUCUUAGCGGACCACUUUAUCCACCAUAUAAAAUGCUUUAUUCUUUUGAAAAUACAACCCACGAAUUAAAGCAUUUAUUGUCACCUCAGCAAGCACCAGAAAGACUUCUUAAUUUGGCACAGAAGAAUUUAGAUACUCUUGUGAUAGAAAUGGAUGAAUUGCUGACAAGGGCGACCAAGGUGACAGCAGAUGGGGAACAAACUGGACAGGAUGCUAAGACAACUAAUGAGAGAGCGAAGUCGCUUGGACAGCUCAUCAAAGUCACCCUCCAGGCUGCAGAAGGUGUAAAUGAUGCUGCUUUAAAACUGAAUGAGACACUUGGGAUCCCAGACAAGGCACUUGACAAAAGCUUUCAAGAAUUACAAAGUGAAGUUGACAAAAUGAUGGCAGAACUUAGGAAGAGAAAAUUGGAAGUGCAAAAGGCAGUAGCUCAAGAUGAAUUGGAGUCAGCAGAAGACCUCUUGAAAAACAUGAACAAGCUAUUUGUAGAGCCAAAGAAAAAAACUGAGGACCUGAAAAAUGAAGUCAAAGAGAAACUAACAGACUACCAUGAUAAAAUUGAUGAUGCUCUGAACCUGUUAAGAGAAGCAACUAAUAAAAUUCGGGAAGCAGACCGAUUAUCAGCCAUCAACCAAAGAAACUUGACGGCAGUAGAGAAAAAGAAGCAAGCUAUAGAAAAUGGACGGCAGGAAACUGAAAAUACUCUAAGAGAAGGAAAUGACAUCCUUGGUGAAACUAAUGAACUUGCAAAUGGAAUCAAUUUGGCUGUGGAGAACAUAGAUAAUAUUAAGAACGAAAUAGGCCCACUGUCAGUUGAGCUAAAAGAUAAAAUAGAUAAUCUGUCUGGAAAUAUCAAAAAUAAGAAGCUUCCAGAAAAGGUACUGCAGGCAGAAGCCCAUGCUGCCCAGCUGAACGAUUCAUCUGCUAUUUUGGAUGGAAUCCUUGAUGAAGCUAAAAACCUCUCCUUCAAUGCAACAAUAGCUUUUAAGGCUUACAGCAAUAUCAAGGAUCAUAUUGAUGAAGCGGAUGCAAUUUCUAAAGAUGCUAAAGCUCGUGCCAAUGAAGCCAUACAACUGGCAUCUGGUCCAGAAGGCUCAUUAAAGGAUGCUGCCAAGAAUGCUUUACAAAAAAGCUUCAGGGUUCUUAAUGAUGCCAACAAACAGGCAAAUGAUGUUAAAGAAAAUGAGGAUAAUCUAAAAGGAAUGCAGAAUAAGUUGCAAGUUGCAGGGGCAAGAAACUCAGCUCUGUUGAAAGCUCUGAACGACACCCUGGAAAAGCUAUCAGCAAUUCCAAAUGAUACAGCAGCCAAAGUACAAGCAGUUAAAGACAAAGCCAAGCAAGCUAACGAUACUGCAAAUGAGGUACUGGCUAAAAUCAGAGAUCUCAAUCAAAACCUCCUUGGAUUAAAAGACAGAUACAGAAAAGUUGCAGAUGAUGCAGCCAAAACAAACGCUAUGUUGAAAGACCCUACUAAAAAUAUUGCUGAUGCAGAUGACACUGUUAAAAAUCUGGGCAAAGAAACAGAUCGGUUAAUGGAUAAAUUGAAACCAAUCAAACAACUUCAAGAUAACCUGGGGAAGAACAUCUCUCACAUUAAGGACCUGAUAAAUCAAGCCAGGAAGCAAGCCAAUUCUAUUAAAGUAUCUGUGGCUUCAGGAGGAAACUGUAUUCGAACAUACAGACCAGAAAUUAAAAAAGGACUGUACAACACUGUUAUUCUCAACGUAAAGACAACUGUUCCUGAUAAUCUACUUUUUUAUCUUGGAAGUAAUAGAUAUACUGACUUCUUGGCCAUAGAAAUGCGUAAAGGAAAAGUGGAUUUCUUAUGGGACGUGGGAUCUGGGGUUGGGCGUGCUGACUAUCCGGAUCUCACAAUUGAUGACGGAGUUUGGUACCGAAUUGAAGCCUCAAGGACUGGAAGAAAUGGCACCAUUUCAGUACAGGCAUUAGAAGGUCCCAAAGCUACCAUCAUUCCAGGCAUUUUCAGUGGAAUUUCUCCACCUGGUUACACAAUUUUAGAUGUAGAUGCAAACGCCAUGCUAUUUGUUGGAGGUUUAACUGAGAAAAUAAAGAAAUCUGAUGCUGUGAGAGUUACUACAUUCACAGGAUGCAUGGGAGAAACCUAUUUAGACAGCAAACCAAUAGGACUAUGGAAUUUCAGAGACAUUGAAGGAGAGUGUAAAGGCUGUGCUGUCAGCCCCCAGGUGGCAGAUGGUGAGGGAACUGUUCAGUUUGAUGGAGAAGGUUAUGCUACCGUGAGCCGUCCCAUAAGAUGGAAUCCCAAUAUCUCCAUGGUCAUGUUCAAAUUCAAGACGUUUUCUUCUACUGCUCUGCUGAUGUAUCUUGCUACUCUAGACUUGAAGGAUUUCAUGAGCAUAGAACUCAGUGAUGGGCAUAUUAAAGUCAGCUAUGAUCUAGGCUCAGGAACAGCCUCAGUUGUCGGCAACCAGAGCCACAAUGAUGGGAAAUGGAAAUCAUUCACCUUGUCAAGAAUUCUCAAACAAGCGAAUAUAUCAAUUGUAGACAUAGAUUCUAACAAUGAAGAAAUCAUACCGGCAGUUUCUCCAGGAAAGCAUUUUGGUCUCAAUUUGAAAGCUGAUGAGCCUAUUUAUUUUGGUGGAUUGCCAUCGCUGAGAAGAAACCUAAGUAUGAAAUCAAGACCAGAAGUAAACACAAAGAAAUAUGCAGGCUGUCUCAAGGAUAUUGAAAUUUCCCGGACACCAUAUAAUCUUUUAAGUAGUCCUGACUAUCUUGGCAUUACCAGAGGGUGCACAUUGCAGAAUAUCUACACAGUCAGCUUCCCUAAACCUGGCUUUGUGGAGAUGCCGCCAGUCUCUCUUGAAGUGGGAACAGAAAUUCACCUGUCCUUCAGUACUAAAAAUGAAUCUGGUAUCAUACUCUUUGGUACUAAUGAAAUAUAUGUACCUCCAAGAAGGAAACGCAGACAAACAGGGCAGGUAUAUUAUGCUGUAUUCCUGAAUGGAGGUCGGCUUGAAGUACAUAUUUCUACUGGAGUAAGAGAUCCACGCAGGAUUGUUGUGAAACCUGAGUCUGGCGAGUUUCAUGAUGGCAAAGAACAUUCCCUUUGGUUGGAAAGACUUGGAGGGCUGUUUGCUAUUCAAGUAGAUGAGGACAGAAGACAGUCCCAGCGACUCCCAGUCGAUCAGCCUAUCUCCAUUAAAAGGCUUUUUGUGGGAGGAACCCCACCUGAAUUUCACGUGCCCCCAAUUAAAAACAUACCUGCCUUUGAUGGCUGUAUAUGGAACCUGGUUGUCAAUGCUGUUCCAAUGGAUUUCGCCCAAUCAGUAGCCUUUGAAAAUGCAGAUAUAGGACAAUGUCCUGAUUUAGGACCACAUCAUGAAAGGGAGGAUGAAGAUCAAACUCCCGAGACAACAAGUCAUCCUGAACCAGAGAAGGGAGAAAGGAAAGCAAGUACACCUUCUCCUCCUCCUCCUCCUCUCCCACCUUUUCCUGAAUUGCUUACGGCUGAAGUGAAGAGCGCCAGUAGUUCAGCUGACUCUCACCUGACGGUAUCUCCUAGUGUGGCCCUGCCUUUUCCCUCCCUUUCUCUUAACAAUGCUUGAUGAACUGCAGUGGGGUUUCGGUGACUAAAUGGCUUCCUUCUCUUCUCCUUCCAACACUGGUGAUGCAGUUUUUUGUGCACAAAAGUGUGAGAUGGUCUGACAGCAAUUCCAUUUCCGUCAAUACUUCUGCCAAAGGCACUGGUUUCUGUUGCCCUGGAAACAUCAGCUCAAGGUUUCAGCUGAAAAGCUUAAUUAAACAGUUCCUUAAAAUGUUCCAUGGUGCAUGUAUGUGGCUAUGCUGGAUGAGUGGGAUUUGUCAUUAUCAUCCACCCACAUUUCAUAAAAAGUACAUUAAAUCUCAAGUAGGCAAUGACUGCACAGGGAGGGUGGGGUUCUGUUUAUCUCCCUUGUCAGUUACCAUUUGCUUAAGGACUAUCCUCACACAUUUGUAAAUGAGCUCUUCCAGACAUUCUCCUGAUUUGGCCUUCUUACUCAAUAGUAUCACAAAACUGGAACAUACAGCAAUGCACAUGUCAUGUUUAGAGUGUUGCUAUUGUAAGCAUGAUCUAGCAAAUCAGGGAAUUGGCAAGGAAUCUGGAUGGGUAGGGUUCAGUGGUAAAAUUCAAUUUUUUUUACUACCGGUUCUGUGGGUGUGGCUUGGUGGGCAUGGCAGGGGGAAAAUCCCCAUUCCCUCCCCACUCCUGAGGGAAGGAUAUUGCAAAAUCUCCAUUCCCACCUCACUCUGGGGCCAGCCAGAGGUGGUAUUUGCGGGUUCUCUGGACUACUCAAAAUUUCCGCUACCAGUUCUCCAGAACCUGCUGGAUUUCACCCCUGGUAGGGUUGCCUUGUUUGAGUCUCAGGCAUCAAAAAUACUUUGUCUGGAAGUGCUUUACUGUCCUAUUCUCUGUGUCUUUCUCCUUUAAUUGCACUGGGAUGGAAUAAGAAGAGUAUGCUUGUUCUUAUAAACCAUUUUAAAACCUGUUUUUGGCCUCUGUUAAGAUUUCUUUGCAUGGACAAAUUGUUACCAAAACAUCAAGAGAAUUAUUUUAAAAUAUACAUUUUAUGUUUUUUUUCCUCUAUGUUUUAUAUUCAUGGUGUCUUAAAUCUCUUUUGCAGUAAGAAAUGCUUUGAUUUGGAUGAAGACAAAUCAAAGAAUAUUUCCAACAUAACUAAAUAUGUAAAAAUAUUUAUUUUAGGAACUCAAAAUCUAUUCUGUCCCGAAGCAUUAUUGUUCAUUUCGUAUCACUUUGUUUGAUUUCUAUUGGCAUUAUCCAAUAUAUCCUGAAAAUUAUCCAUAUAAACUGAAAAUAGAUGCCACUCAUAUUUAUGUCUGCCUUUUAUAGCUAGCAUUAAAAGGCCAUUAUUAUAACACAAAUAGUUUAAUGGAACCUAUUUACAAGGAAUCCCACAUAUACAAAAUCCACAUACUCUUUUCUCUUUUUUCCCCUAUAUUAAGGCCAUAUAUAUACUUUUUUUCUCUCCUUCUAUUGAAUUAGCAAAAUUAUAGUAUUAAGGUAAUUUUAACUAUAAUUAUUUGGACCAACUUUUUUCAUAAAAAUGAAGAUGCUCGAGAUUCCAGGAAAGCUAUUAAAUAGCUAUUUUCAAUUCUGCAGGAUAUUAUUAUAAUGGUGCACUCACUAUAUAUACAUUUAGCAUAAACAUUUUGCAGAUUUAAAAUCCACAGGUGUGCUUCUAGAAAUCUCAGCUUGAUUGAAAUAUGACAUUAUAUGCUAAAGUGAUUGCAUAUCAAUUUUCUCUCCUUCCAACUCAGUAAUUUUCUGCAGUGGUAAGUAAGAUCUAUACUAUAUAUUUGAUCCAUCAUCUUAACAAGAGAAAAAAUGAUUGGUGUUGGAUUGUUCUAUUACUGCACACUUGAUCCUGCAACAGCAAAUGCUGUACUAUUUGUUUUAUUCCACCAGGCAACAUAAGUGUGUGAUUUAUUUAAACCUCAUAAAAAGACUUAUGUCCAGUGUCUGGAUUCACAAAGCUAUAAUAACUAUAGUACAUCCAGCUUUUGCAUAGAGGUAGUACUGUGAUUAUGAUUUCAAUCGAAUAGCAGUGGAAAAGUAGUGGAUUUUCAGUUGUAAAUGGGAUGCAAUGUCUACUAUUGAUAUAGAUCCGUGAUGGUAAACCUAAGGCACAUGUGCCACAGAUGGCAUGCGUAGCCAUAUCAGUGAGCACGCGGGCUCAGCUCUGGCGCACAUGCGCACACCAGCCAGAUCUCUAGGAGUCUCUGGAGGCUGGGGACAGCAAAAAACGUCACUUCCUGUCCAACCGGCCUCCAGAGGGCCUCCAGGGAGGUGGGGAAGGCCAUUUUCGCCCUCCCCGGACUCAUAGAGAGGCUCUGGAGCCAGGUGAGAGAGAAAAACAGGCCUACCGGGCCAUCGCUUGCCGGGAGCAGGGGGGAGUGGGGGGUUGCAUGCGCAUGAAUGGGGCACAUAGAAUUAUGGGUGUGGGCACAUGUGCGCCCUCCCCCUCUUCCCCCCCUUUCUGACACACAAUGGCAAAAAGAUUAGCCAUCACUGAUAUAGAUGCAAUUGUUGAGUGAGCAUUUAUGCCAAAACCAAGCGUUAGAAAAUAGUUAAAAGAGGAGAAAGGAAUUUGGUGUUUUACAAUAAUAAAAUGAUUUGUUCUUCAGGCAAACUAUUGAUCACUUUCCUCAAAUGGUAUGGGAGUGAGUAGUCCUGUUCUAAAUUACUGGUGCAUACAGAAGGAAAGAUUAUGAGGGUGU
Molecule: messenger RNA, 11413 nt
Organism: Ahaetulla prasina
Lineage: Eukaryota; Metazoa; Chordata; Lepidosauria; Squamata; Colubridae
Gene: LAMA2
Product: laminin subunit alpha 2
Exons: 59
Coding region: 94-8742 (2882 amino acids)
Biological process (GO): axon guidance; regulation of embryonic development; regulation of cell migration
Cellular component (GO): basement membrane
Molecular function (GO): signaling receptor binding; extracellular matrix structural constituent
Source: RefSeq, a predicted model, not a curated record